UCUAAACCGCAUGGUUCCGGUAAAACGUAAUGAGCAAUAUGUCAAAAAAUGUUUACUCAGAAAAAUGAUAUUUAUAUCUCGAAUAUAAAAUUAUUUCGAGUUUAUAUUUUUACCAAUUAUAUAUUUACCGAUUUCCUUUCUAACUAAUUAAAUUUUCUGGUUAAUAAUUUAUUGAUGACUAGAUUUCAUAUAACCUCUAUAUCAAUUAACAGCAGUUAUGGAGAUAAAUCCAUUGAGUAUAAUUCUUGUGAAAAGUGAUAGUAAAGGUGAUAGACUUUUAUUUCGAUAUCCACACGUAGCGAAACAUACACGAGAUUCUAAUCAAUGUACUAGAAGAAAAAAUCCUUAUUCUUUAACUAUCACAGAGGAUUUAUUACAGUCUUUACCAUUUCCAAUCUCUAACAUAAGCAAUGGAAAUUUGACUGGAGUAACUGAUGAAGUAUUAUCUACAUUAUUUGCUGUUAAACCAGAAUUAUGUGAACAAAAGUUCGAAUUAAAAGUAAAUGAUGUCCGUUUUGUUGGACAUCCAACUUUAGUUCCAUCUCAUGGAAUGAAAGAGGUUAAUUCUUCGAUGCUUUUUAAUAUAGUUUUUGCCCUUCAAGCUCAAGCCAGCCAUUCUAUAGUAAAAUGUUAUUAUGAUUUAAGUAGAAGGUUAGGCAUAGCUUUGAGACAUGAAGAAAAGAGAUGUGGAUUUUUAACAGAAGAAAUAAAGAUUAUGGUUUCUACUCAUGACGAAGUUGCUACUAGAUCAGAAGGUGAAAGUGAUUGUGAUGAGUCGCCAUAUGAAUUAAUCUUGCAAAGAAGUUCACUUUCACGUGAUUUGAAGUCUGUAUUUAGUAGUCUUACUACUUCUGGUAUAAUCAAUAUUAUGAUUAAUAAAUGGAUUCAAGUACGUUUCUGUCUCCCACAAAAGGUUCAUCAAUCUCAUAAAAAAGGAUUUGUUAUCAAUCCAGAAAUAAUAGACAGGUGUUUAAACAGUUUAAGGCCUUAUCACGGUAUACUAUUACUCAUUGAACCUUUAGAUUUAUUAGAUUCACUUCCAAUAGAUUCUUCUCCUGCACUUAAACGCCUAAUCCAAAUGUAUAGUCCUUUAAAAAGUCUACAAACUCUAGCUGCUGAUUCUGACUUAACACUAACUCAAGUUUUUCAAUUGACUGGGCAUUUAAUAUAUUGGGCUAAAGCUACUAUAAUUUAUCCUCUUUGUGAAAGCAAUGUUUAUGUUGUAUCACCAGAUGCUAUUAUUACAAAUCAAUUGUUGGAGGUAUUUUCUGAAGAAUUUCCUGGGCUUUGUCUUUUACAAGUUCUCAGUGAUUUUUCACUACCAAUUUCCAUAAGUCAACAGUUAAAUCCUUUGAGUCAGUCACAACAACAAACACAAUUAGUAAAAAUAAUAAUAUGGUUAUUAAAGAAUCAUUUACUUUUACAACUACAUACAUAUGUACAAUAUAUGCCAACUGUACACGGACGACUAUCAUUGGAUGCAAAAGAUGAAUUGAAUCAUAAUAUAAAUGAAAUCACAGACAGUAGUAGUGCAUGUAACUUAAGUGAUGUUUCAAAAGGUACUUCAGCUGAUAUAAAUGAAGAACUAUCAAUAACACUUCAUAAAGAAAAUGGAAUAUACAAUUAUCAAUCGGAAGAGUAUGAUAUUCCUUCUGAUGAUAGAAAAUUACUUGACAGAUUAUGCCGCCUUGGUUACUUUAAUGGAGGUCAUCAUUUAGAAGAGAUUAUGUAUUUAGAAAAUAUUCGUAGAUCGCAAUUAUUACAAAUCUUAGAUAAAUUUCGAGACGUGUUAAUUACAUGCAAAUGUGAAGAUCCUGCUAUAGCUCUUUUUUAUAGCCAGUUUGGCUCUUAACAUUUUCAUUUUAAAUAGAUAUAAAAGGAUAUUAAAUUGUAUAUAUAUAUAUUAUAUUUUGCAAACAUUUCUAAUUAAAUGAUAUAUUCGUGGUUCUUCGGAUUCUGAUUGUGUUUUUAAUAGCGCAUUGAUCUUUAUUCCAACGUUUCGUGAACAUUACAACUCUAUUCUGUUUCAGGUCUUCCUCGAAAACGUGAACUGCAAUGUUCAUAAAACAUCAGAACCAACACAUUAUUAAAGACACAAUCGAAUCUCGAAAAACUAUAAAUAUGUAUGUCGUCUAAUAACCAUCGUGAAAGUUUAAAAUUAAAAACUUCUAAUUGAAAGUUUUAAUAUAUUUAAAUAUACAUAUAAUAACAUUAUUGUAUCAUAUUAAAAAAAUUUAAUUU
Molecule: messenger RNA, 2241 nt
Organism: Bombus pyrosoma
Lineage: Eukaryota; Metazoa; Arthropoda; Insecta; Hymenoptera; Apidae
Gene: Nprl3
Product: GATOR complex protein NPRL3
Exons: 7
Coding region: 218-1852 (544 amino acids)
Biological process (GO): negative regulation of TORC1 signaling; positive regulation of autophagy; cellular response to amino acid starvation
Cellular component (GO): GATOR1 complex
Source: RefSeq, a predicted model, not a curated record